AAUAUAAUCUGCUUGUUAUCAAAGCCGAAUAUACGUUCGACUACAUCUCAAACACUCAAACAUUUUUAUUAUUUUCGAGUGUUUUUUUUUUCUUGCUACAUAAACCUGUCUUCAGUGACUAGUGAAUUUUGUUAAUUAGAUGCGAAGGUAUUCCCAUAAUUUACUUGAAACGAGAUGAUUAGAACAAGUAAAGUUUGGAUGUUAAAAAACCUCUUCGAGGGUGAACCAAAGUUGAGUGAUUUCGAGCUGGAAGAACAUGAACUGAGAGACAUUACCGAUGGAGAAUUGAUAUGCGAGGCUGAAUAUCUCAGUGUAGAUCCAUAUAUGCGAGUCUAUGUGAGCAGAAUUCCUUCCAUUCCGGCAACUAUGAUUGGAACUCAAGUUGCCAAAGUCAUAGAAUCGAAGAACCCAUCAUACCCGGUGGGCUCAUAUAUUUACGGCCACUUUGGUUGGCGUAGUCGAACCUUAGUUACUGCACUCGAUGAUCCGAAAGUCCAUCCAAUCAAACCAUAUCCAUGUCCUAAUCUGGGAACUCAUCCACGAUCAUAUGCAUUGGGUUGCUGUGGGCGUGUUGGAAAUAGCGCCUACUUCGGACUAUUGGAACUCUGUAAACCUCAACCGGGUGAAACGGUAGUUAUUAGUGGUGCUGCUGGGGCAGUCGGUUGUCUGGUUGGACAAAUUGCUAAGAUCAAAGGAUGUAAAGUUAUCGGCAUCGCCGGAGGAAUCGAAAAAUGCAAUUGGCUUACCAAUGAGUUAGGAUUCGAUGAAGCAGUCGAUUACAAAGAUGAAAAAUUCAAUGAAAAUUUGUCGGCUGUAACGCUGGACGGUGUUGACGUGUACUUUGAUAAUGUUGGUGGUAUAAUUAGCUAUGAAGUUAUGAAGCGAAUGAACCAAUUUGGUCGUAUUUCUAUUUGCGGUUCGAUUUCGUCGUACAAUCUAGACCCCAGUCAAGUACCAAAAGUUCCGCAAAUAAACGACUUCCAUCGCAAGAUCUUACGUAUGGAGGGUUUUUUGGUCAACCGAUGGUUGGGUGAAAGGUGGUUUGAAGGAAUUAUGCAGAUCAAAACGUGGUUGGACGAGGGUAAAAUUAAGUACAAGGAAACGAUAACGGAAGGGUUUGAAAAUAUGCCACAGGCGUUUAUUGAUGUACUUCGGGGUAAAAAUUUUGGAAAGGCAAUCGUCAAAGUGUAAAAGGAAAAAUUUUCGAUUUUUUUUUUAAAUUAACAAAAGUAAAUGAAGUGCAAGUAA
Messenger RNA from Bradysia coprophila, 1248 nucleotides. RefSeq names its product prostaglandin reductase 1-like. Gene Ontology annotation, biological process: prostaglandin metabolic process. Lineage: Eukaryota; Metazoa; Arthropoda; Insecta; Diptera; Sciaridae. The record is from RefSeq and is a predicted model, not a curated record. Gene Ontology annotation, cellular component: cytoplasm. Gene Ontology annotation, molecular function: 2-alkenal reductase [NAD(P)H] activity; 15-oxoprostaglandin 13-reductase [NAD(P)+] activity.